UUACACUCUUUUAAUCGUUUAACAUCAUGAGAUUACAUGACAUUGUGUCACAAAAUCUGAAUCAUUAUUUUUUUACUGAUGAAAUAUGUGAAUAACUAUGAAGUACUGAAGAAUGAAGAAAUUAAGUCGUGUCUUUUCUGCGGGACUAUUCUAAUUCAAGAGCACGUGUGUGCUCAUUACAGUACGUGCAAAAAAAAGAGGGCAAAAUUAGCACAUUUUCGUAAAUCAUCCGUUGAACAGUCUCGUGCGCUUUUUAUAGGAUGUUGUCUCUGAUUUGAAUCUUUGGUAAUGAAUGUUACAAAAGGACAAGUAGACCUUUAUAUUGUUUAGAGUCAAACUUUUAUAGUUGACUAUCAUAAAUUUUCAUGAAUUAGUCUUUUGCACCACCAACUUGUACCUUCAAGAUGGAGCUAUGUUGCUCAAGUGCUGUUGAAGCAAUGGAUAACAAAAAGACAAAACACCAAAGAGCUUUUCCAUUCUCUGUGUCUUCACUCCUCUCAUCAUCAGAUUCUAAAUUAUCGAAGUCUGUUCAAGAUAUGUGUCUCGAUAAUAUAUGUUUAAAUAAUCAACUUGAAAGAUGUUCAAUCACCGACAUGUCCUGCAAGAACAAUCAGAAUACUUGGAUGUUUGGAAGACAUCCGUCACUGUCGUGGUUGCCAGAUUUAAAGAAUAUGAGCCUACAUACCAAAGAUUUAGUUUUGCAGAAACAAGAAGACAGUAAAGUGAAGUCAGAGGUAGUCGAUUUGAAGACGUCGAGUUGCUGUUGUCAUGAAAAUCUGAAUUUUUUCAACAAAUUCAGUUUGUGCCAAAAAACAAAUGAAUCUUUCUUUACGCAUCCUCAAAGACAGUUUGUCAGUAUCUGCCCCGGUUUUAGCAAUACGGUGAAUUUUUCAUCAGGACCCAGGAUGCAAUGCUUCCCGUACCUUAUUACCGGUAAUGCGUUGGGAAACAGUAGUACUUUAACAAAAUCAAUGGAACCAACCUGUCUUCCUCCAGUAAAGUGCCAACUUCGACGCCACAAAAGUAAUCGCAAACCACGCACACCUUUCACUUCUCAACAGUUACUAACUCUGGAACGUAAAUUCCGGACGAAGCAGUAUUUAUCGAUCUCGGAAAGAGCAGAAUUCAGUGCUACAUUGAAGCUCACGGACACUCAAGUCAAGAUUUGGUUCCAGAACCGUCGAGCCAAAGAGAAACGACUCAAAGAAGCAGAACUGGAGAAACUUCGUAUUGCUAGUAGGACUUACUUAACUUACAGUGCUGCAGCACUUAUGUACCCAGGCACAGCUUUACGCCAAAUAGGACCAUAUGUAAGGCCAAUCGGGACAGAAUCUAGCAUUUAAGUUACAUACUGCUGCCGUGCUGAAGUGAUCAUACAUUAAGUUGAAAAAGUGUUAUUGUAUCCUUUAAAAAAUACGAAUACAUUCUUUUACAAAUUGUGUUUAAAUGCUAUGAUACAGUUUCAGAUUCCUGACAGAGUAUUUUCGCUGUUUAAUAUUAAAAAAAUAUCUCAAAAUAAACAGACAGAGAUUUAAA
Molecule: messenger RNA, 1536 nt
Organism: Stegodyphus dumicola
Lineage: Eukaryota; Metazoa; Arthropoda; Arachnida; Araneae; Eresidae
Biological process (GO): embryonic morphogenesis; regulation of transcription by RNA polymerase II
Cellular component (GO): nucleus
Molecular function (GO): DNA-binding transcription factor activity, RNA polymerase II-specific; RNA polymerase II transcription regulatory region sequence-specific DNA binding
Source: RefSeq, a predicted model, not a curated record